AUGACGAAGGUAGCAGAUAAUUUGUGUCAACUUCCUUGGGAUGUGCUUGAUAUCAUUUCUAGAAAAUUAGAUUUCGACGACCUCUUUCAAUUUAGUGGUGUGUGCAAGAAUUGGUGGGAGUUUCAUAAAACUUAUUGGAGAGAUUUCUUAGUAUCCCAAGAACCAUUAAUUGUUAGAAACUCUUACUAUAUUAGGAAAUGUUAUACCUUCAUCAGCAUACCUCACCAAAAAGUUUAUCACUCAAAGAAGAUGAAUGACUUAAAAAACUUUCUCUAUUUUGGAUCUUCUAGCGGAUAUUUGAUUAUGACAGAGAACAAUCAUUCAUUUGUGCUCAUGAAUCCAUUUAUAAGAAAAGUGAUUCUAAUCGAUACCUCCUCAACCUUUAAAGUUGAACUUUCUGAUUUUGCUUACUAUGUCUUACUUGCUUUUGGAAAAGGCUCAGAUGAAUUUGUCUUUGUGGCUUUAUGUAAAAGUUCUCAUAGUUUGCAUAUCUAUCAAUCUCAAAAUUUUGGUUGGGUUACUUAUUCGCCAAAAAGAAAUUCAUGGAAAGGUGUUGACUUUACAAUUUUGCAUAAUGCCAUAUAUGUGGUCACUGACCAGGCCAAAAUAGGGGUAUUCAGCUUGAAUUCUGAAUAUAUAGAGUUUUUAAAAUUGAAGAGUACUCUCAAAGUAACAUCUUCCUCAUAUGUAAGGCUGAUUGAUUGUGUUGGACAACUUUUAGUGCUUAAUAUUAUUUCCAAUGAAAUACUAAAUGUGUACAAGAUAGACUUCUCAACCAUGAAUUGUGUCAAAUUAGAAACUUUGGGUGACAUCGCAUUAUUUUAUGCUCCCAAGGAAAAGUAUUAUGCAUUGAGUAGCUCAGAAAAGUGGGGUUAUCGAAGGAAUUCUGUUUAUGUCAUCGAUCUUCCAUCUAAAAAAUGCAAAGUGUAUAUAGGGGAUGACAAUGAAUUGCCAAAGUUCAUUAUUAGACCUAUAUAUAAUAAUACUCAAACUUAUUAUCCACCCUACUUGUUGGAUUGGUGUUUUAGACAUCAACUUGAGGUAGAUUUAAGGAACACAAUGAGUGGUGAAAGCCCACAAAUGGUGAGAGCUUCUAGUAAGACCAAGGCCCAAGAAGAGGGUAUCAAUUCAGUUGAACAUAAUUUUGAAAUCAAGGAAGGAAAGGGACAAAGGAAUAAAAGAAUCAACACAAAAUUGAAUGGCUAUAUAAUUAACUAA
Messenger RNA from Cicer arietinum (chickpea), 1218 nucleotides. RefSeq lists its product as uncharacterized. The record is from RefSeq and is a predicted model, not a curated record. Lineage: Eukaryota; Viridiplantae; Streptophyta; Magnoliopsida; Fabales; Fabaceae. Gene Ontology annotation, molecular function: protein binding.